Molecule: messenger RNA, 2580 nt
Organism: Recurvomyces mirabilis
Lineage: Eukaryota; Fungi; Ascomycota; Dothideomycetes; Mycosphaerellales; Teratosphaeriaceae
Gene: CLA4
Product: Protein kinase
Exons: 3
Coding region: 1-2580 (859 amino acids)
Biological process (GO): intracellular signal transduction; regulation of MAPK cascade; protein phosphorylation
Cellular component (GO): cytoplasm
Molecular function (GO): protein serine/threonine kinase activity; ATP binding
Source: RefSeq, a predicted model, not a curated record
AUGGCCGGGUCUCAGCCGAACACAUUAUAUCGACCCGAUCAGUUCAUGAAUCCUGGUCCUGCACCACAACCACCCACGAGCAAGCCCAAACUAGGCCUCACGCCUCAGGUCUUCCAGACACCCGGCAACCCGAAUCUUGUGCACCUGCAAAGCGGCGGCUCGAGCUCGCCUUCGUCUACCUCACUUCACCGAGUAGGCACAGACUCGGGUGGUGAGUACACGGUGGUGAAGGAUGGGUGGGCCAAGGUUAAGGAGGAAGGCGGUGGCUUCAUGAAGGCCUUUUGGAGUGAACGUUUCUUGGUCCUGCGAGAACGACAGCUGGAAUUCUUGAAGAGCAACUCGAGCAGCAAGACCUCGAAUGUGAUAGCCCUGAAAGAUGUUACCAACAUCACCCGAUCCGACAAUUACCCGUACAGCUUGGAGCUCACGAAAGAGGGCAACAAGCUAUGGAUCCUAAAGUUCGAGACUGACAAUGAGGUGUAUGGCUGGAUGGACGGGAUUUACGACAGAUGUCCGAGCAUGGGCGGCGUCUCACAUCCUACAGGCUUCUCUCAUCGCGUACAUGUUGGCUUCGAUCCGGUCACUGGAGGCUUUGUGGGUCUGCCCGUAGAAUGGGAGCGCUUGCUCAAGGGUUCUGCCCUUACCAAGGAUGAUAUGGCCAAAAACCCACAAGCCGUCAUGGAAGUUCUGCAGUUCUACACUGAUAAGCUCGCUGUAAGAGCAGACGAUCCAAAGAUGUACACCUCGCUCACACCGACACCUCCAGCCACGGACAGCAACCGCGACAAGCAACUUGGCUAUUCAGGAAGUAGUAUUGCACCUCCUCGUCCUGCCCCGCCUGCGAUACAUCGACUGGACAGCUAUCAGAGCGCUAAAAGUGCCGGCAGUGGUUCGUCCAGUGCUUACCCGCGCGAGCAACCCAGUGAUCGAUUUCCGGCCCCAAAGCGAUCGGAUACUGCACCACUGUCACGGACGACGACUGGCGAGGAUGAACGCAGAGUCAGACAGGAUGAGCAGAGAAGAAGAGAGGAGUCUGAGCGGCGGCGAAACGACGAAGAUCGUGAGCGACGGAAGCGACAAGACCAAGAAGAUCGUGAAUACAACGACUCUCUACCAAAGCAGCGAACAGCUCUUGCGAAACAAGAAGUCGGUGGUCAUAGUGGCGAUCCGAGAGAUGCCAGUCCAAGUGCGUCGAAUGGUAGAUACAACGCACAGCGACCAGCUCCGCCAGCACCAGGUCAGAACAAGGCUGCGCAGCCGAACAGCGCCAUACCCAUACGCAACUUGCAAGCCUCGCGACCAGCACCUUCGCCACCUGUUCAGCAAAAUGGUGCUAAGCCAUUACCACAAAAGCAGUCCAGCACGAACGGCUCAUCCCAUAGUGGUGCCGUCAAGCCACCCGCCGCACCACAACUCAACGGACAAGUACAUCCACAAGAUCGACCACAGCAACCUCUGACACGGAGACCAUCGGGUAGUCAGAACAGCAAAGCACCUCUAGGACAAGUCAAGCCUCUCAAUGUGCAGACCAAGCAGCCGAGUGGCGCGCCUGAGAAGAGUGCAGCCAUCAAGCAGGCUGAAGCAGCGCUGACGAAGAAAGAGCCAAAUGAGAAGCCUGCGAAGGAAGCGCGGAUGUCAAGCAUGACGGAUGCGCAAGUCAUGGACAAGCUGCGAUCUGUCGUGUCCACCAGUAAUCCGCUGGAGUCUUACAAUAAGCAGAAGAAGAUCGGUCAAGGUGCAUCAGGUAGCGUGUACGUGGCUAGGAUCCGUGAGAACGCUCCUUCAGGCACUGCAAGGAACAUUGUGAACCAGUUCGGGCCCAGGGCGCAAGUAGCCAUCAAACAGAUGGAUCUACGUAGUCAGCCAAGGAAGGAGUUGAUCGUGAACGAGAUCAUUGUCAUGAAGGAGUCACGACAUGACAAUAUUGUCAACUUUCUCGACGCAUUUUUGCAAGAAGAGACAUUCGAGCUAUGGGUGGUCAUGGAGUUCAUGGAGGGCGGUGCGUUGACAGAUGUGAUCGACAACAAUCCUUCCAUCGCAGAAGACCAGAUCGCCACCAUUUGCUUCGAGACAUGUAAAGGCCUCAUCCACCUCCACAGCCAGAACAUCAUCCACCGCGAUAUCAAAUCCGACAAUGUCCUCCUCUCCUCUCGUGGCGCCGUCAAAAUCACCGAUUUCGGCUUCUGUGCUAAGCUGACCGAACAGCGCAACAAGCGUGCCACUAUGGUCGGAACACCCUACUGGAUGGCGCCGGAAGUCGUCAAGCAAAAAGAGUAUGGCAGCAAAGUCGACAUCUGGUCCCUAGGUAUCAUGGCUAUCGAGAUGAUCGAGUCCGAGCCACCUUACCUCAACGAGGAACCGCUAAAGGCAUUGUAUCUGAUCGCUACUAAUGGGACGCCGAGACUCAAGAAGCCGGAGAAGUUGAGCAAGGAGCUCAAGGCUUUCUUGAGUGUCUGUCUUUGUGUGGAUGUCAAGAGUCGCGCCACAGCGGAGGAGCUGGGUAGGCAUGAGUUCCUGAGCCAUGGAUGUUCGCUCGCCAGCUUGAGUGAGCUGUUGAGGUUCCGCAAGGGUGGGCAUUGA